This is a messenger RNA of Meloidogyne enterolobii, 619 nucleotides long. The record is from the annotation of a GenBank genome assembly. Lineage: Eukaryota; Metazoa; Nematoda; Chromadorea; Rhabditida; Meloidogynidae.
UAGUAAAAUUUCCAAAAAAGAGAAGUUAACUUUACAAUUUGUUUCAAAUUGCAAUACAAAUUCAAAACGGGAAAAAUAUAUUGAAGAAUUAAAAAAAUAUACAGAAAUCACACAAAUGGGUUGGUGUGUUGGGAAAAAUGAUUGUGGGCGUGAAUGUGAGGAUAAAUUAAUUGAUUCCCAUUUCUUUUAUUUGGCCUUCGAGAAUUCUGUUUGUGAUGAAUAUUUGUCAGAAAAGUUUUGGAGAAUUAAAAAUUUGAUUGUCCCUGUAGUUUUGUCAAGAAAAAUUUUUAAGAACGAAACUAUUCCGAAAGACUCAUUUAUUGCGGCAGAUGAUUUUGCAACUCCAAAGGAAUUAAUAGAAUUUCUGAAAGAUGUAGCAGCAGACAAAAAUCGUUAUAAAAGUUAUUUUAAUUGGACAAAAAAAUUUAAACGAACAAAAUACGCAAAAGAAUUUUGGAACCCAACUUGUAAACUCUGUACUUCUUUACAACCUUUUUGUGAUCUUUGUAAAUUAGCACAUACAAACAAAAAGGAAUUGAGAAUAAAUAAUAUUUAUGCUUUUUGGGAUGGAGGAGGGAAAUGUUUACAUGGUUAUGCUGAAAAUGUUCUUUUAAAUUAG